GGGGAAUCCGGGGGGUUUUGGAGGGUCCGGUGUGGCCCUGUGACGGGCUGGUUUUGGAGUGAUUUUGGGGUGGUUUUCGGGUUGUUUUGGAGUGGUUUUGGGAUGGUUUGGGGGUGGUUUGGGAUGGUUUUGGGGUGUUGCGGGAGGUACUUGGGGUAUUGGGGGGAGCGGUGGGGUGUUUUUGGGGUGUAGGUCGGGCGUUCCGGGGUGCAGGUGGGAGUUUUGGGGUGUAGGAGGGGGUUUUAGGGUGCAGGUGGGUGCUGCGGAGCCGGGCGCUGCGCUGAGGGAGGGUGUCACUGGGUGUCACUGGGUGUCGCCGGUUGUCACCGGGUUGUGCGCACAGCCGUGUCACCCCCGCGCACCCCUUGUGCUCUGCCUGGACUCCCGGCGCUGCUGGCGGCGGUUCCUGGGGGCACUGGGGGUGUCGGGACACCCAGAGGCGCUGGGGACACUGAAAUGCGGACACUGGGGACACUGGGAGGGGGCAUUGGGGACACCGGGGUGAGGAUACGGGGACGCUGGGAUGGGAGCACUGGGACUGUCUGGAGAAAGGUACUGGGGACACUGGGGAGGGACACUGGGAGGGGACACUGGGACCACUCGGGACACGCGUCCCCGCUGUCCCCACUGUCCCCACGCCCGCCCAGGGCUGCCCUGUGUCCCCCCGGGCUCCGUGCCUCAGUUUCCCCCACUGAGCUCAGCCCCUCGCAGCCCGGGGGGGCGGGGGUGUCACCCCCAGCCCCGCGUCCCCUCCGGGCGCCUGUGACGAUGCCGGGGGUCCCCCUGCCCUUCGUCCUCCUCAUCCUCAUCCCCGGGGGGGCGGCUCCGUCCUUCCCACGGGACCUGGUGGCUCGAAGCACAGUGGGGCUGGCAGCCACCGCCGCCUACCCGCGCUUCGGUGGCCUCCGUGGGGACAACGCCACGGCCCAGCGCGGCCUGGACUUCCAGCACAUGCUGCGCAUCAACGGCACGCUCUUCGUGGCCGCCCGGGACCACAUCUUCGCCUUCGAGCUGGGGCAGGAGCGGGGGACGCUGCACCCGCAGCGGCACGUCACCUGGGAGCCGCGGGACAGGGACAACUGCGCCAUGCGGGGCCGGCGGCAGGACGAGUGUCACAACUACAUCCGGGUGCUGGUGCCCCGCGACGCCGGGACCCUCCUGGCCUGCGGCACCAAUGGCUUCAGCCCCCUCUGCCGCACCUACCAGGCGAGCAGCCUGGCGCAGGAGGGCGAGGAGCUGAGCGGCCAGGCCCGCUGCCCCUUCGACGCCAAGCAGAGCAUCGUCGCCCUGUUCGCCGACGGCAGCCUGUACUCAGCCACCGUGGCCGAUUUCCAGGCCAGCGACGCCGUCAUCUACCGCAGCCUGAGCCCCGGGCGGCCGCCCCUGCGCAGCCUCAAGUACAGUUCACGGUGGCUGCAGGAGCCCCACUUUGUGCAGGCGCUGCCCUACGGCCCCCACGUCUACUUCUUCUUCAGGGAGGUGGCAGUGGAGCUCAGCGCCCUGGGCAAGGUGUUGGUGGCGCGGGUGGCCCGCGUGUGCCGCAACGACCGCGGCGGGUCCCCACGGGUGCUGGAGCGGCGCUGGACGUCGUUCCUGAAGGUGCGGCUGCAGUGCGCCCUCCCCGGGGACACCGUCUUCUACUUCGAUGUCCUGGAGGCGGUGACACCCCCGUGCGCCCUGCACGGCCGCCCCGCCGUCCUCGCCCUCUUCGGCACCCAGCCCAACAGCAUCCCCGGCUCGGCCGUCUGCGCCUUCUACCUGGCGGACGUGGAGCGGGCGUUCGAGGGACCCUUCGCCGAGCCCCGUGGUGGCACCGGCACCUGGAUCCCAGUGCCUGAGGACAGGGUCCCCCACCCCAGGCCGGGCUGCUGUGCCGGGAUGGGGACGGCCAGUGGCGUUGUCACCUCCGGGGACUUCCCCGACGAGACGUUGGCAUUUGCCAAGGAGCACCCGCUGCUGCAUGGCGCCGUGGCACCCGCCGGCGGGCGGCCCCUCUUCACCCGCACCGGCACCAGGCUGACGCAGCUGGCGGUGGACGCGGGCGCGGGGCCGUGGGGGAACCGGACCGUGCUGUUCCUGGGCGCCGAGGACGGGCGGGUGCUGAAGGUGCUGGUGACCCCGCAACAGCCGGGGGACACCCGGCCCCCCACGGGCACCCCGGCGCCUGGGGACAGUGGGGACAGCGGGGACAGUGGGGACAGCGGUGCAGAGACGCUGCUGCUGGAGGAGAUCAGCCUGUAUGACCCCGGGCGGUGCCGGGGGGGCACCAGCCGGGUGCUGGGGCUGGAGCUGCACCCGCCGGGCCGGGAGCUCUUGGUCGCCUUCGCCGGCUGCCUCGUGCGUCUGCCCGUGAGCCGCUGCGCCCGGCACGGGGGCUGCCGCAGGAGCUGCCUGGCCACCCGUGACCCCUACUGCGUCUGGCUGCCCCCCAGGGGCUGUGUCCCCUUCUCCGAGGACCUCCCGAGCGGCUUCGAGCAGGAUGUGGAGGGAUCCCCUGGGACCACCGGGACCUGCCAAGACACACCUGCUGCAGGGGACAGUGACGGGGACUUGGCCCACGGGGUGCGCGGGGCCGGGCCAGCGGCCCCGGUGACGGUGGCGGUGCCGGUGCUGGUGGGCUGCGUGCUGGGCGCCUUCGCCCUGGGCGCCCUGCUCACCGGGCUCCUGGCCACCUGCUGCCACCGCCCCGCUGUCCCCAAGUGUCCCCCGCAGCCACCCGCAGCCCCGCAGCCCCCCGCCCCCCGCCUCUACCCGCUGCUGCCGCCCCAGGGGGACCCCGGGGCACUGCGGGACCCCCCCGAGCUGCCCACGCCCGAGGUCACCCCACCGCAGCGGGUGACAGAGCCCCGGCGUGGCCACCUCACCCGGCUGGGGUGCCCGGAGCCCCCUGGACCGGGUCCCCCCCAAAAAGCGGCACUGGAGGAGCUGCUGCAGCGGCUGCACGGCCCGGGGGGGUCAGGCUGGCCGGUCACCCCCCCAGCCACCAACCGGGUGCAACCGGGGGCCCCGUUCUCCGGUAACCCCCCGGCAGCCCCAUGUGGGACUCUGCGGCGCUUGGAUGUGCCCCCCGACAGCCCCCCCCCGCCCCGGCGGCCCCUGGCGCUCAGCCUGUCGCUAGGGGGGGCCCCCGCCAGGCCCCCCGGGCUGGGACGGGGACUGACCCGCAUGCACUCUCUGGGGGGGACAUGCACACCUGGGGGGACGCCCUGGGGUCCCCACCCCCUGGAGCGCUCCCUGUCCAUGAAACCCCCGGUGCUGCCCAAGCCCCCCAUGGUGCCAGGGGCCCCUGGGCGGCCCUGAGCGCCCCCCCUGGGGACAUGGGGACAACCUGGUCACCGGUGUGCAUGGGACACCCCUGCAGCUCUGGUUGACAGGGUCCCCACGUCCCCAGCUCUGUGCUCUGAGCCAGGAGGGGCCCCGUGUCCCCAGGGUGGCCCCACCGCAGUGACAAGAGUCUCUGUGUCCCCACACUCGGGUGACAAAGGUCCCUGCGUCCCCACCAUGGUAACAUGGGUCCCCAUGUCCCCAAGCUGCUCCCAUGGGUGACGAGGGUCCCUUGUGUCCCCAGCCCACCCCAUCUCCAGGGUGACAGGUUCCCCCAGCCCUGAGCCACCCCCAUGUCCCAGCCCGGCCUCGCAAGUGUCCCCAUGUCCCCAACUCCCAGGGCUUCUUUUUUUUGCUCCUUUCUAAUUUAUUCGCUGCUUUGGAGGGAGGCAGGGAGGGCAGGGGACACCCACAGCCCCUUGGGGACACCAGGGAGGGGACACGGUGGCUUCUCUGCGCCAGAGCUGGGUUUGUCCUACCAUGUAGGACCAGGCUCAGCCCCGUGAUUAAAGACGUGGUGGCUCUGG
Messenger RNA from Columba livia (rock pigeon), 3851 nucleotides. It is a transcript of the gene SEMA6C, whose product is annotated as semaphorin 6C. The record is from RefSeq and is a predicted model, not a curated record. Lineage: Eukaryota; Metazoa; Chordata; Aves; Columbiformes; Columbidae. The transcript is spliced from 17 exons. Gene Ontology annotation, cellular component: plasma membrane. Gene Ontology annotation, biological process: axon guidance; positive regulation of cell migration; semaphorin-plexin signaling pathway. The coding region runs from base 457 to 3300 and encodes 947 amino acids. Gene Ontology annotation, molecular function: chemorepellent activity; semaphorin receptor binding.